Messenger RNA from Epinephelus fuscoguttatus (brown-marbled grouper), 4261 nucleotides. RefSeq names its product ATPase sarcoplasmic/endoplasmic reticulum Ca2+ transporting 3 (gene atp2a3). Gene Ontology annotation, biological process: intracellular calcium ion homeostasis; calcium ion transmembrane transport. Bases 310 to 3285 code for a protein of 991 amino acids. The transcript is spliced from 22 exons. Gene Ontology annotation, molecular function: ATP binding; ATP hydrolysis activity; P-type calcium transporter activity. NCBI's taxonomy places the organism in Eukaryota, Metazoa, Chordata, Actinopteri, Perciformes, Serranidae. Gene Ontology annotation, cellular component: membrane. The record is from RefSeq and is a predicted model, not a curated record.
ACACAGCUCACCUUCAGAUGGAGAUGAAGUAGCAGCAGCAGCAGUCGGUCAGCAGAGCAGCAGCAGCGGCAGCAGCAGCAGCAACAGCAACAGCAACAGGAACAGCGUGUGUUCCGCGGAGCCGGAGCUUUCCUUCAGGGGGGACAGGUGACAGAGCAGACCGAACGAGCGACACUCAGCCGCCUCAGCGUGCAUCGGUGGAAAUUACUGCUGUUUCCUCCCCCCUCACCGCACACCCUCCGAUUGCCUCAGUAGAUGUUACUCAACUACAUGCAUUUCGAUCUGAUCUUCUAAGCCCAGUCCGCCAAGAUGGAAAAUGCGCACACUAAAUCGGCGACUGAAGUUUUAGACAACUUCGGUGUGAACGAAAACACCGGGCUGACUCUGGAGCAAGUCAAAGUCAAUUUUGAGAAAUAUGGACCGAACGAGCUCCCAGCUGAAGAAGGCAAGUCCCUGUGGGAGCUGGUGGUGGAGCAGUUUGAAGACCUCCUGGUCAGGAUCCUGCUGCUCGCUGCUUGUGUCUCCUUUGUGUUGGCCCUGUUUGAGGAGGGAGAGGAGACGACCACCGCCUUUGUUGAGCCUGUUGUUAUUCUUCUCAUCCUCAUCGCCAACGCUGUUAUCGGGGUCUGGCAGGAGCGGAAUGCAGAGAACGCCAUCGAGGCUCUGAAAGAGUACGAACCAGAGAUGGGGAAGGUGUACCGCAUGAACCGCAAGGCUGUCCAGAGGAUCAAAGCCAGAGACAUCGUCCCAGGAGACAUCGUGGAGGUGGCAGUUGGUGACAAGGUGCCUGCUGACAUCAGAGUGACCUCGAUAAAGUCCACCACCCUGCGAGUGGACCAAUCCAUCCUCACAGGGGAAUCUGUGUCCGUCAUCAAACACACUGACCCUGUUCCUGACCCCAGAGCUGUCAACCAGGACAAAAAGAACAUGCUGUUUUCCGGCACUAACAUUGCAGCAGGCCGUGCCAUAGGAGUGGUCGUUGCUACUGGCGUUUCCACAGAAAUCGGUAAGAUCCGUAAUCAGAUGGCUGCCACAGAACAAGAGAAGACACCGCUGCAGCAGAAGCUGGACGAGUUCGGGCAGCAGCUCUCCAAAGUCAUCUCCCUGAUCUGCGUGGCUGUGUGGGUCAUCAACAUCGGCCACUUCGGAGACCCCGUCCACGGCGGCUCUUGGGUCAGAGGGGCUAUUUAUUACUUUAAAAUUGCUGUGGCACUGGCUGUUGCCGCCAUCCCUGAGGGGCUGCCCGCCGUCAUCACCACCUGCCUGGCACUCGGCACACGCCGCAUGGCCAAGAAGAAUGCCAUUGUUCGCAGUCUGCCGUCAGUAGAGACGCUGGGAUGUACCUCCGUUAUCUGCUCCGACAAGACGGGCACCCUCACCACCAACCAGAUGUCCGUCUGCAGAAUGUUUGUCGCAGACAAAGUUGAAGAUUCAACCUGCAGCCUCCACGAGUUUUCUAUAACUGGUUCUACGUAUGCCCCUGAGGGACAAAUACUUAAAGGAGACAAGCCCAUCCAGUGUGGAGACUUCGAUGGACUUUUGGAGUUGGCCACUGUGUGCUCUAUGUGCAAUGAUUCUUCACUGGACUACAAUGAGGCCAAAGGGGUUUACGAGAAGGUGGGUGAAGCCACAGAGACAGCUCUAACCACUUUGGUGGAGAAGAUGAAUGUCUUCAAGACUGACCUGUCCGGACUCAGCAAAGUGGAACGUGCUGGUGCCUGCAACUCGGUGAUCAAACAGCUGAUGAAGAAAGAGUUCACCCUGGAGUUCUCUCGUGACCGCAAGUCGAUGUCUGUGUACUGCACCCCCGUUAAGCCGGGCUCCCAGAGCAAGAUGUUCAUCAAGGGUGCUCCGGAGAGCGUGAUUGAGCGCUGUAAUUACCUUCGGGUGGGGACAGGGAAGGUGACGCUGACACCAGCCCUGCGCGACCAGCUGCUGUCUAAGAUCAGGGACUGGGGGACAGGCAGGGACACCCUGCGCUGCCUCGCCCUGGCUACACAUGAUGUCCCACCACGCAAGGAGGACAUGGACUUGGAGAACUCCAGCAAAUUUGCAGAGUAUGAGUUGGGUCUCACGUUUGUCGGCUGUGUGGGCAUGCUUGACCCGCCCAGGAAGGAGGUGAUCGGUUCAGUGAAACUGUGCAGCGAGGCGGGCAUACGUGUGAUCAUGAUCACCGGAGACAACAAGGGCACAGCUGUGGCCAUCUGCAGACGAAUCGGCAUCUUUGGUGAGGAAGAGGACGUGACAGGAAAGGCAUACACGGGCCGCGAAUUUGAUGACCUCCCGCCCGAGGCCCAGAGAGAAGCCGUCAAACGGGCGCGAUGCUUCGCCCGCGUCGAGCCCGCUCACAAGUCGAAGAUUGUUGGAUACCUGCAGUCAUUCGAUGAGAUUACUGCUAUGACAGGAGAUGGUGUGAACGACGCCCCGGCCCUGAAGAAAGCAGAGAUCGGCAUUGCCAUGGGCUCCGGCACUGCUGUGGCUAAGUCGGCGUCCGAGAUGGUGCUGUCUGAUGAUAACUUCUCCACCAUUGUGGCUGCUGUGGAGGAGGGCAGAGCCAUCUACAACAACAUGAAGCAGUUCAUCAGAUAUCUCAUCUCCUCUAACGUGGGGGAAGUGGUCUGCAUCUUCCUGACGGCCAUCCUGGGUCUCCCUGAGGCUCUGAUUCCAGUCCAGCUGCUGUGGGUGAAUCUGGUGACUGAUGGGUUGCCUGCCACCGCCCUGGGCUUCAAUCCCCCAGACCUGGACAUCAUGGAUAAACCUCCCCGCAACCCCAAGGAGCCCCUCAUCUCCGGCUGGCUCUUCUUCAGAUAUCUGGCCAUUGGAGGAUAUGUGGGUCUUGGUACAGUGGGUGCUGCCACAUGGUGGUACCUGUUUGAUGACGAAGGUCCACAAGUGACUUUCUAUCAGCUGAGCCACUUCAUGCAGUGUACAGAGGAAAACCCUUUGUUCAAGGACAUAGACUGUGAGGUGUUUGAAUCCCGAUACCCAACAACCAUGGCCCUGUCUGUGCUGGUCACUAUUGAAAUGUUCAACGCACUCAACAGUUUGUCUGAGAACCAGUCCCUGCUCAGGAUGCCUCCCUGGGUCAACAUUUGGCUGCUGGGAGCCAUCAUCCUCUCCCUCUCCCUCCACUUCUUCAUCCUCUACGUCGAGCCACUGCCGUUGAUCUUCCAGGUGACCCCUCUGCGCUGGUCCCAGUGGAUCAUGGUCCUGAAGAUUUCCAUUCCAGUCAUCCUCCUGGAUGAGGCACUGAAAUAUAUCUCCAGGAACCAUCUAGAAGCCUAAAUUCUUUUUAUCUCACCUUCUGUGGAAAGGUGAUGACGAUAACAAAUAUCGGAGGAGAUGGCAGCUGAACUAAGACCUCUCCCUCAACACACUCACACACUUAGACACACGCCUACCCUCCUCCCUUUACGAGCUAGAAACCCUUUUCUCUCCCCUGUCCUCAUUCCCCACUCCUGCAUGUCCAACAAACCACCACUAGAAAUGAACAGGGCUUGCAUGAGAAGAGCGAGUGUGCGAGAGAGAGCAUGCGUGUUCCUGCGAGCAUGGCUUCGUACGAGUGUGUGAGUGAAUGAGCACUGUGUGUGUGAGCAGGCAGAUGCAGGCCUGUCUUUACAUCUGCGAGAGCAAGAAACAACUGCAGAAAAAAACAAAGAUAAAUCUGCCCAGGGCUCUGCUUUUUAAAGAUUUCUGCUCAUUGGUUUUUUGACUACAACAUAGUGGUGCCAUAACUGGACUUUGGGGAGGGAAGGAGAGGGAGGACAGGGGAGCGGAGGUUGAGAAUACUGGGUGGGAGAGGAGGCCGGGGAGGGGAAGGGGGGAUUUUGAAAUUAGCACCGAGACAGAAAGAGAGAUGGAGAGGCCUUCCAUGGAGAGACUAGUGUACACACUGGGGAAAGAAGAGCAUCAGCAAGAAAGUGGAAGGUGAAAACAGCCGGCUCUUGAGGCGGUGAGAGUGAGCCACUGUUUGUGUGCGUGUCCACAAAAACAUUAUCUGGAGGUACCGCCCAGGCUUCUGCCACCUACACUACUGGCAGUGAGUUCCAGCCAGCCCUGCAGGAGCGCGGCCUUAUCAGCACAACACAAUGGUCACAGCGCUGCUGCUUCAUCGCUCUUUGUCUUCACCCUCACCAAAGUCUGAGUCCUGUUGAUCGUCUUUUAUGCAGACUUACUCUUGCUCUCUCUUUCUCUCUCUGUCUCUCUUUCUCGCUCUCUGUUGAGGAGGCAGCUGUGGGCCCGGGUGGGUGGCGGGUUGUUG